AUGGAUAAUGUCACGCAAAGUAGUAGAAAUGAAGCAAAUUCGACUCACAGUACUCCAAUGCGAGUACGACAAUUAGGAAUUUCAGAAACAACCCCAAAGCGGAGAGGAAUACUCAAAUCAGUUUCAAACGUAACAAAUAAUAAACCUCCGUCAACUGUACCUUCGGUUACCUUCAAUGAGCCAAAGCUAAAAGAACGCAAUCAUAAUUCGGGAUUAAUUAAA
Molecule: messenger RNA, 222 nt
Organism: Racocetra persica
Lineage: Eukaryota; Fungi; Glomeromycota; Glomeromycetes; Diversisporales; Gigasporaceae
Source: the annotation of a GenBank genome assembly